Messenger RNA from Arachis duranensis, 1284 nucleotides. Its product is annotated as pentatricopeptide repeat-containing protein At1g55890, mitochondrial-like. Gene Ontology annotation, cellular component: chloroplast. The record is from RefSeq and is a predicted model, not a curated record. The transcript has a single exon. Gene Ontology annotation, molecular function: protein binding. The coding region runs from base 48 to 1208 and encodes 386 amino acids. Lineage: Eukaryota; Viridiplantae; Streptophyta; Magnoliopsida; Fabales; Fabaceae.
CACCGGUCUCUGAGUGAGUUUUACACUUUUACUUUAUCCUUAGCAGCAUGUCGCCGUGGCAGUUGCAUGGCAAUCUUCGCCGCAUGUUCACGACAUCAUCGGCCUCUGCCUCUGCCUCUGCCAUCAUCACGUCUUUUCUAAGAGAUCUCUCCAAUGAGCGCGACCUCGACCGCCUCGUUCAUUCCUUCAAGCAAGCUUCCCAAUCGGAUCGUUUCCGAAGCAAACACCGUAUUUACGAGCGCACCGUUCGCCGCCUCGCUCUCGCUAAGCGCUUCCAAUCCAUCGAGGACAUCCUCGAACACCAGAAGACCUUCAAAGACAUCUCCAAGGAAGGCUUCUCCGCCCGCCUUAUCACCCUCUAUGGCAAAUCCGGCAUGGUGCAGAAUGCGCAUAAAGUGUUCGAUGAAAUGCCUCAAAGGAACUGUCCCCGUACCGUGCUCUCUCUUAAUGCCCUUUUGGCUUCUUAUUUGCAUUCCAACGUGUUUGACAUGGUACCUACCCUUUUCAACCACUUGCCUACACAGCUUUCCGUGGAGCCCAAUUUGGUGACUUACAAUACUGUGAUCAAGGCUUUUUGCGAAAUGGGUUCUUUUGAUUCUGCAAGUUCCAUGCUUGAUGACAUGGAACUUAAGGGUGUGAAGCCUGAUGUGAUAACCUUCAAUACCCUCCUGGAUGGAUUGUAUUCAAAUGAUCGUUUUGAGGAGGGUGAGAAAAUUUGGAAACGGAUGGAGGAUGAACAUGUUGCUCCUGAUGUUCAGAGCUACAAUGCUAAGUUAGUGGGAAUGUGUGUUGAGAAAAGAAGUGGCGAUGCUGUUAUAUGGUACCAGAAGAUGAGCAGUGAAGAGGGUGUGAAGCCUAAUUUGUUCAGCAUCAAUGCUCUGAUUAGAGGUUUUGUCAAUGAGGAUAAUUUGGAUGAAGCUAAGAAGUGGUACAGUGAAAUAGCAACCACUGAGUUUGCCCCUGAUAGGCACACUUUUAACAUCCUUCUUCCAUUCCUGUGUGACAAAGGUGAUUUGAAGGCUGCUUUUGAGGUGUCCAAGGAGAUCUUCAAUGGCAGGUGCUUUGUUGGUCCACCCAGAUCGCUGUUGCAGCUUGUGGUGGAUACACUGUUGAACAAUUCCAUGAUUUUAGAGGCAAAGGAGAUUGCCAAACUUGCUGAUACCAGUUCCAAGCCACGCUUCGAGCUAAAUUUACCACAGGAUUUGUAGAUUAGCAAUACUAUAUUUGGUCAUGUUAUUCAAAGGUUGCUUUCAUCGAGAGAAAUUUAUCGAAAGAUACCGACCA